Paramecium tetraurelia is the source of this 1692-nucleotide messenger RNA. RefSeq lists its product as uncharacterized. The record is from RefSeq and is a predicted model, not a curated record. NCBI's taxonomy places the organism in Eukaryota, Ciliophora, Oligohymenophorea, Peniculida, Parameciidae. The transcript is spliced from 2 exons.
AUGCUGUAUAAGUUACUUAGUUGUAUCAGAUGUCUGACAUUAAAGAGAGCAACAUCAUUGUUACAAUUACUUAUAGUUUGUAUUGUCAUCACUUUAUGCUUGAUUGUUCUUACUGUAAAUCGAGUAAUGAUGGAUGCCCUUAUCUAGGAAAUUUCAGACAAAUUAUUAUUUAAAUACAACUUUCAGGAAUAUGAAAUAUAAACAGAAAUGCUCAAAAACCAAAUAAAUUGGCCAAUUGCCAAGCGAUUUCGAAUGAUGAAUACUUUUGGUAUAAUCUAUUAAGAUUAGAAAAAAUCUAUGAUAUUUAACUAAAAUCCUUUGGAAUGUCCAAUAUUUUUAGGAAUUCCCGAAGAAUAAUUUGAAACCUUAUUUGAAUUACCUGAAUUCUGUGCAAGUAAUUAGUAAACGCAGCAAAAAUUAGAAAGACAUAGAUUCAAUCUUUUUAUCAAUUAACUAAAUUAGUUGCUUAUACCAUUAACAUGGUCUCCAAUUAAUGAUUUGUAUAUGAGUAGUACAGAUUCAAGUUAAUUUUUUGCUUCUUGUCCCCCUUUCUUUAAUAUUCCAACUUUCAAUCCACAUGAUAGACCUUGGUAUCAAAAUCAUAUGGAAAAAUCUAAGGGAUCAAGCGAAUUGAUUUAAGUUUCAAAUCUAUAUUAAACAUUUGGAUCUCAUGAAUACGAAUUUACAAUUACUUACUCUUUGAUGUCAAGUUGUUAAGGUUGUGCGACAGAACAAAGAAUUGAUGGAGUCAUUGGUUAUGAUUUAGGGUUUAGGGAAAUCUAAAAUCAAUUAAAUUUUAAAUCAUUUGGUUAUUUUAUAUUGAACAACCUUGGGUAGAUCAUUCAUACAAAUUAUGUUGAAACAUUUAAUUUAAAAUUAAAUGAGAGUUUAGCAUAUAUCUAUCAAUAAAAUCUAACAGGAUUUAACGAAAUUGAUUGGGAUCAAAUCUAAUUUCAAAGUAAGAAGUAACCAUACUUAAAUAAUUGUACUUUUCAUAUUCAUCAUCUAUGUAGAUAUAAUUCAAUUUUCAAUGAAGAUAUAAUUUUGCAUGUGUUAAAUCUUAAUUCAGACUUUUAUUUAGUUAUAUUUCAAAAUGUAACCAUGUAACAAUAAAAUAUCCACGAGUCUAAUUAAAGAAAGAAUGACAUUAUUCAUUCUUUUCAGACUUAUUUAAUUUAUUUAGUGAUAGCUUCAUUCAUUUUUUUGGUUAUUAGUUGGAUUGGAUUAUACUUUUUUUUCCGUCCAAUCAAAGAAUUUAGAUUAGCAUUCCUUAGUUAAUUAUACUCCAAGUUUUCAAGUUCGAAUUCACUGAUCAAAAUUUAAAGUUUAUUUUAAAGGAGUUCUUAUUUUGGUUUAGCAUUGAAGAAUUUGAAAUCUAAAAUCAAUGAUAUAAACAGUAAGAAGUGUGAAAACUGUUAUCUAAUAGAGAACUUCAAAUAUCCUAGGAGUUAAUUAACAAUUGAGUAUUAUCAAAUAAAAAACUAAAUUAAGUUUGUAAAUGUGAAUGAAAAUAGAAAUUUGUUAGAAUAACAAGAUUAAAAUGAAAAAGAACAGGUAUAAUAGACUUUAAAAUUCCAAGAAUUGCGUUAAUAAUUGUUUUCUUACAUAUCUAGUAGUUAGACCAUAUAAAGUGAGAUUGAUGAAAAUAUACAGUUAAUUAAUGAGCCAAUAAAUACUUAGAGAUUCUUAUGA